AGAGGAAGGAGGUGCAGCAGACCGCCGGUAGGAGAGGUCAGCACCGUGUUCCCACCGGAGACAAUGCUGUUUCCCCCCGUGCCUGCAUAACUGGCUGUGUUUAUACUUUUGUAAACGGCAUGAACAGGCCAUUCGUGCCUUUGACCUUCUGGUAACAUUACUGAAAAUGCUCCAUGCGUGUUGCUUAGUGCUAGAAGAUGGCGGAGUCGGAUGGCGGGGACUGUGCUUCGAAACACCCACAGAGCAGUAUGGCUAACAAGAAUAGCACCCUGCGCUGUACAUUCUCUGCACCGAGCCACAGUGCCAGCCUCCUCCAGGGCUUGUCCGUCUUGCGCUCCCGGGGCCAACUACUUGACGUUGUGCUGGCCAUCAAUGAGGAGCGCUUCCAGGUCCACAAAGCUGUGCUGGCCUCCUGUAGUGAUUACUUCAGAGCAAUGUUUACUGGAGGCAUGAGGGAGGCAAAUCAAGAUACCAUUGAGCUGAAGGGCCUGUCCGCCCGCGGACUGAAACAUAUCAUUGACUUUGCCUACAGUUCAGAAGUCACUUUAGACCUGGACUGUAUUCAAGAUGUCCUCGGGGCAGCCGUUUUCCUUCAGAUGGUUCCAGUCGUGGAGCUCUGCGAAGAGUUCCUCAAAUCAGCGAUGAGCGUGGAGACCUGCCUUCACAUCGGCCAGAUGGCCACCACCUUCAGCCUGUCUUCCCUCAAAGAGUCGGUGGAUGCCUUCACCUUCCGCCACUUCCUUCAGAUUGCGGAGGAGGAGGACUUCCUGCACAUUCCCAUGGAGCGCCUAGUCUUCUUCCUGCAGAGCAACAAACUGAAGAACUGUAGCGAGAUCGACCUCUUCCACGCCGCCAUCAGGUGGGUCCAGUAUGACGAGUCUCGCCGGGCUCAAGCCAGCAGCGUCCUCUGCCACGUGCGCUUUCCCCUCAUGCGCUCAUCUGAGCUGGUGGACAACGUUCAGACGGUGGACAUCAUGGUGGAGGACGUGCUUUGCCGCCAGUAUCUCCUCGAGGCCUUCAACUACCAGAUUCUUCCCUUCAGACAGCAUGAGAUGCAGUCUUCGCGGACACGCAUACGUUCUGAAGUCUUGUCAGUCAUCACCUUUGGAGGGACGCCGUACACUGACAACGACCGCACGGUGAGCAACAAGGUGUACCAUCUCCCUGACAUGGCUUCUCGUCAAUUCAAAGAGCUGACAGAGAUGGACACAGGGUGCAGCCACGCCUGUGUUGCCGUACUUGAUAACUUUGUGUACGUCGUUGGUGGACAGCACUUACAGUACCGAAGCGGCGAGGGGGCGGUAGACAGCUGUUUCCGCUACGACCCGCACCUCAACCAGUGGCUGCGCAUCCAACCUUUGCAUGAGGCUCGUAUCCAGUUUCAGCUAAACGUGCUGCGUGGACAGCUGUAUGCCACCGGAGGGCGCAAUCGAUCUGGCAGUCUGUCAUCUGUAGAGUGUUACUGCCCAAAGAAGAACGAGUGGACUAAUGUGGAACCAUUGAGGCGCAGGAUUUGGGGUCAUGCAGGGACUCCCUGCGGGGAGAGGCUGUACAUCUCGGGGGGUUAUGGCGUGUCGUUGGAGGAUAAGAAAACUCUUCACUGCUACAACCCAGCCUCAGACCAGUGGGACUUCAGGGCCCCCAUGAUUGAACCCAGAGUGUUGCAUGCCAUGAUCAGCACCAGGGAUCGGGUUUAUGCUCUGGGCGGCCGCAUGGAUCACGUGGACCGUUGUUUUGACGUGCUUGCGGUGGAGUAUUACAUUCCAGAGAGCGACCAGUGGACCACCGUCAGCCCCAUGAGAGCAGGACAGUCCGAGGCCGGCUGCUGCUUACUGGACAGGAAGAUCUACAUCGUCGGGGGCUACAACUGGCACCUGAACAAUGUCACAAGCAUCGUGCAGGUGUACAACACAGAGACAGACGAGUGGGAGAGGGAUUUGCACUUCCCAGAAUCCUUUGCUGGCAUCGCUAGCACACCAAUUAUUAUUCCACAAAACACCACACAACGCUAACCAACCGACCUGUGACUGUGAAGACUUUACUAUAUGUGAUCUUUACUGCCGACCACUGACGCAAGGAGUGAACAUUAUGUGAGCAACAGGUGGUGUGUGUUUGUGUGUUGUUCAGUCAUUUAAUGGAAUGGCCCGAAAAGCUACUAAGCAGCAUUACUCAUUUGGUAUAUUAUCAUGUGUCCUUGUUUUGGUCAAGAAGUGUUUAAUCAAUCAAACAAACCUUUUAGAGCACAAUUUGAUUUGAAAUUACUUUUAUGUAAAAGACGUCAGGAUCUUAAUACACUUAUGAUUGUGAUACAGGCUUUCAAAGGACCAUUUGUAACAGUAUUAUAGUUCUACCAAUGAAGGGCUAAAGUUACAUACAGCACAAAUUGUCUAACAUUUUGAAUGGAAGUCUUAAGUUAGAUUGUGUGUUUACAAAGGUAUUAACAGACUGAACCUUAUAUUGUUAGACAUUUUGAUUGUAUAGUUUUUGAAUGUUAAUGUUAAUGAUAAUUAAGAUUAUCCUUUUUUGACCGAAUCUCAGUGUUGUUUGUCUCCUCAAAUGUACUUGUCAACAAACCACAACGGACAGUAAUGAUUGCACAAAUGAACACGGGUAGUGUUUGUGUUUUAUGUUGAUAUCUCAUAUUAAAUGUGGUGUUAAUGUUGUUUUUCUUUAGCUACCCUGAGUAUCCUGAGCUGAAACCUGACAGUAGUUGUUCUCUCAGUCACAUAAGAAGCCAGUUUGGACCUCUUAAGGCAGCUACAUUAAUCAUUCAUGUGUUUUUAAUGUCAGUGUGUGCUGCUCUUUAUGUUAAACAAGUGUUGCAUAUUGUGUGCCACACAUGGUUUUGUCCCUUGACUUACACAAUAUAGUGCCAUUUAUUUAUACAGAUUUAACAUCAAAACUACUCUCAAAAAUAAUUUAAACAAUCUUUUUGCUGUGUUUGAUACCGGGUGGCU
This is a messenger RNA of Trematomus bernacchii (emerald rockcod), 2957 nucleotides long. It is a transcript of the gene klhl26, whose product is annotated as kelch-like family member 26. The record is from RefSeq and is a predicted model, not a curated record. Bases 198 to 2012 code for a protein of 604 amino acids. Lineage: Eukaryota; Metazoa; Chordata; Actinopteri; Perciformes; Nototheniidae. Gene Ontology annotation, molecular function: protein binding. The transcript is spliced from 3 exons.